Messenger RNA from Drosophila nasuta, 2613 nucleotides. RefSeq names its product proton-coupled amino acid transporter 1. Lineage: Eukaryota; Metazoa; Arthropoda; Insecta; Diptera; Drosophilidae. Bases 274 to 1749 code for a protein of 491 amino acids. The transcript has 6 exons. Gene Ontology annotation, biological process: amino acid transmembrane transport. Gene Ontology annotation, cellular component: vacuolar membrane. The record is from RefSeq and is a predicted model, not a curated record. Gene Ontology annotation, molecular function: L-amino acid transmembrane transporter activity.
GAAUUGAUUAAAAUUGUACGUUUUUGCGUCGACGUCGUGACCUUCGGUGGCUUUCUGAGCCUUUCUUUCAUUGUCAGUGUCAAAAGGCAGAAAGUAGGAAAAAAUCAAUGGAAGACUUGACACCAUUAACGAACCUUCAACAGUUGUAGUUCAAAGACUUUUGUUUUGUUAUCGACGCACUGCCCGCUGCAUGUCUAAUUUGUACAAAAUUAAUACAUUCUAUCAACAGUUUCUUUUGCUUUUCUUGACGAUUCCGCGAAGCGCAAACCGAAGAUGUCGGAGCGUCAACCGUUGUUGCUGCAAGGCGAUGGCUCCGAUUAUGAGGGUAGUCGGAGUGGCAAUGGACUAAUUAGGCCACCUGUUCGCAGCUCUCCGCCGGACAGCACGCUGGUCAAUGUGCACAGCGAAGACAGCAUCGCAGUGCACGCCGCAGCCCCUGGAGAUGACGAUGAACAGAGCGGGGAGAAUCUCAAGUCGGUCGGCUACAAUCCCACACACCAUCGCACACUGGAGCAUCCCACAUCAAACUUUGAUACAUUGGUGCAUUUGCUGAAGGGCAACAUUGGCACUGGCAUUCUCGCAAUGCCGGAGGCAUUCAAGAAUGCCGGCCUCUAUGUCGGCCUUUUUGGAACGUUGAUAAUGGGUGCCAUUUGCACACAUUGUAUGCACAUGCUGGUUAAUUGCUCCCACGAGCUGUGCCGGCGUUUCCAGCAGCCGUCGUUGGACUUCUCGGAGGUUGCAUUCUGUAGCUUUGAGACAGGACCGCUGGGAUUGCGUCGUUAUUCGCAUUUGGCCAGACGGGUGGUAACCACAUUCCUGUUUAUCACACAGAUUGGUUUCUGUUGUGUUUACUUUCUGUUUGUGGCCCUCAAUGUGAAAGAUGUGAUGGAUCAUUAUUAUAAAGUGGAUGUGCGCAUCUAUUUGCUGUUAAUGUUGUUGCCCAUGAUAAUGUUGAGUCUGGUGCGCAAUCUCAAGUACCUGACGCCUGUCUCUCUCAUUGCCGCCGUGCUAACUGUUGCCGGCUUGGCCAUUAGUUUCUCCUACAUGUUGCAGGAUUUGCCUGAUACGCACACUGUGAAACCGGUGGCCACUUGGGCCACAUUGCCACUUUACUUUGGCACUGCGAUCUAUGCAUUUGAAGGCAUUGGCGUAGUGCUGCCACUGGAGAACAAUAUGCGCACACCGGAGGAUUUUGGCGGCACCACAGGUGUCCUCAAUACGGGUAUGGUAAUCGUGGCCUGCCUCUACACAUCUGUGGGAUUCUUUGGAUAUCUCAAGUAUGGCGAGAGUGUCAAGGGAAGCAUUACUCUUAACCUGCCUCAAGAAGAACUACUUUCGCGGAUGGUACGCAUCACCAUGGCGGUGGCAAUUUUCCUCUCCUACACGCUGCAGUUCUAUGUACCCGUAAACAUGGUGGAGCCCUUUGUCUGCAGCCAAUUUGAUACAACACGUGCCAAGGAACUGGCAUCCACAAUCCUUCGCACUGUGCUGGUCACAUUCACUUUUUUGCUGGCCGCUUGUAUUCCAAAUCUGGGUUCUAUUAUUUCACUGGUGGGUGCCGUGAGCAGCUCGGCCUUGGCGCUAAUUGCGCCACCGAUCAUAGAGAUUAUCACAUUCUAUAAUGUGGGCUAUGGUCGCUACAACUGGAUGCUGUGGAAAGAUUUCCUCAUUCUCAUAUUUGGACUUUGCGGCUUUGUUUUUGGCACCUGGGCAAGUCUAGCGCAGAUCUUGAAUCCCAGCGUGGACUGAAUCCGGUAGUCAAUACCUCCAAUAUUCAAAGAUUGUGUGCGAAUUUACGUCGAAGGCUUUAUGUAGUUUUUACUACAAACUCUAUCGAUAAGUUGUAUAGUGUAUUUGCUUAGUUUUUUUUUGUUUGUUACUCGUUUAUAUUAGGUGCUCAGCUGCCGCAAGUGCUUCGAUUUUAUUUGAUUUUAAAUAGUUAUUAUUUAUUACACAUUUCGUUUAGCACAAUUCAGUACCAGACAAUAAUUAGCAUUUUAAGCCCUUGAUAAUUUCUAUAUGUUUAUAUGUGUGUCCAAACGAGAGUUUCGUGUCAAUCCCAAAAAGUGUUUCUGUGUUAAAGGUACAAUUUGAUUUAAAUCAUAAAUCGAGAUCGAGAAUCGCACAAUGCCAAAAAAGUGAUUUCGCAUAGUAUUGCUAAACAGUUAUUUGUUUAGACGUAACUGUUCGUGUAUAGGGCUAGUUUUAGGUCAGGUGCAGCUCAUUCCAUAUGCCACGGCCAAUUUCCCCCACAUAGAAUACAAACAUGUUGUAUUAAAGACAUUAACUAUAUGAAGAUUAAUUGUUUUAUCGUUUGUGUGUCUUUCGGAUGACAUCAUUAUACUCUAUGUAAACUCUAUAUAAAUAUAAUAUAUUAUAUACAAACAAAUACAGAUGUAUAGAUACUGUAAAAUAUGCUAUGAUCGAUGAACUAACACUUUGCUGGGCAUAUUUUAUAGUAUGAAUUAUAUAAUUAUGUAUGUAAGUACACAUGUACACAUAUUGUACAACAGAGAUUUACUUUUUCAAUCUCUGUACACUCUCAUGUAAUAUUUCAAUUCAAUUUUGAAACCGUAACUAAAGACAAUAAUAAAACGAGUUUAAAGUUUGUAA